CAGUCCUCCACUAGAUUCUCCAGUCGCGAGUCGACAGGGUCGACAGUUGGCCGUGCAACAAUCGACGGCCGCUGAUAUCGCGUCGCGUCAAACUUUACUCGUGGCAUUCUUGAAAUAAAAAAAAUAAUUUUCCAAAUCGGUUUACAACUAAUGGAGUUAUGAAUUAACAAAAAAAAAAAGAAAAAUACCGAAUACAGUUACCUACUGUCGACAUUUGUUAAAUUAAAUUGAACUGAACACUUUAUAAAAAUAUGUGAUAGAUUAAAAAUAGUACUAAUUCUUUGUACUGUGGUAAUUAUCUAGUGUGUUGUGAUACGGUAACGUCAUCUAUGCAGUCCGGAGUGAAGUAAUGGUGAUAAAUUUUGUUUACGAGUAAAAUGUACAGUUUCGAUAAAGACAUUUGGCAUGUGAGGCGGACGUCGGAGGCCCAGGAGGAUGCACCCGUUACUAGGACACGCAGCGAGAGCCCCACGAGCGCGGUGGGAGCGGAGGCCCCGCGCGAGCUGCCCAACGAGCUGUCAGCCCCGUAUGAGGUGCCCCAGUUCCCCAUCGAGCAAAUCGAGAAGAAACUCCUCAUACAGAGGCAGCUCAAUGUCAAGGCAGCAGAAUGCGGACAGUCAGCCCGUUCAUUCGCAGGCAGCGAGGCAGGUGGCGCCGCGGCCGUGUUCGAGGAGGCAGCCCGGCUCAGGGUACUUGAUGAGGACGAGCAGGACGUCGUGUUGCCGCACUUCCAGAGGGUCGCUAUCAGCGGGGAGGACACCUCGGGUGUACCACUAGAAGACUUGCAGCAGGCUUCAUCGUACCUGGUGCAAGCUCUAGAGAUACGCAAGAAGUACAUGGAAAUGUCACAGCAAAGUUUUUCCACCAUAACGGCGCGGUUUGUGCGCAGCAUGGACGCCGAGGCAAUGGCCAACCACGUGCCAAGUGCUAAACUGCCCAGAAGUCAUAUUGCUGACAACAUAGUUCAUCCGCCAUUCCACAAAGAUAAAGACCCAUGGGAAUGUCCAAUGCCAGAGCCAAAAGGCUACAUCAUCAAGUCAGAUCGAGGUGUGUUCAAUCUGUACCAGAAGGGCGAGGACGGGCAGGAGACAAGAGUGCCCUACGAGUACAUUCACCUCUCCCAGUACAUCCAGGAUAAAAACACUAUGUGCAGCAUGAUAGCUGAUGGUCCACUCAAGUCGUUCUGCUACCGGCGGCUGAGCUACCUCUCCUCCAAGUUCCAGCUGCAUGUUCUGCUCAACGAGCUCCGGGAGUUGGCCUCGCAGAAGGCGGUGCCACACAGGGACUUCUAUAACAUCAGGAAAGUUGACACACACAUUCACGCGGCAUCUUGUAUGAAUCAGAAACAUUUGCUGCGUUUCAUAAAGAAGACCUUAAAGACUCAUGCUGAUGAGGUGGUGACUCUUCACAAGGGUACACCGAUGACCCUGAAGGCGGUGUUCCAGUCGAUGAACCUCAGCACAUAUGAUCUCACAGUCGACAUGUUGGAUGUCCAUGCGGACCGAAACACGUUCCACCGGUUCGAUAAAUUCAAUGCCAAAUACAAUCCAAUCGGCGAGAGCAGACUGCGCGAGGUGUUCCUCAAGACUGACAAUUACAUGAACGGGAAAUACUUCGCCAGGAUUAUCAAAGAAGUGGCAUCAGAUCUGGAAGAGAGCAAGUACCAGAACGCGGAGCUGCGUCUGUCCAUCUACGGCAAGAGCGCGGACGAGUGGGCCAAGCUGGCCAAGUGGGCCAUCCAGUAUAAUGUGUACUCAGACAACGUGCGCUGGCUCAUACAGAUCCCCAGGCUAUACGACAUCUUCAAAUCGAACAACAUAAUGAACAACUUCCAAGAGUUCCUGAGCAACAUCUUCCAGCCACUGUUCGAGGUCACCAACGACCCCAACAGCAAUAUUGAACUGCACAAGUUCCUAACACACGUGGUCGGGUUCGACAGCGUGGACGACGAGAGCAAGCCGGAGAACCCGAUGUUGGACGCGGACGUGCGGCCGCCCGCGCAGUGGGACUACGACGAGAAUCCGCCCUACGCGUACUACCUCUACUACAUGUACGCCAACAUCACCGUGCUCAAUCAUUUCCGCAAGGAACAAGGGCUGAACACGUUCGUGCUGCGACCUCACUGUGGGGAGGCGGGGCCCGUGCAGCAUCUCGUCUGCGGGUUCAUGCUCGCCGAGAACAUUUCUCACGGCCUGCUCCUCAGGAAGGUGCCAGUACUCCAAUACUUGUACUACCUGGCUCAGAUCUACAUAGCGAUGUCGCCGCUCAGCAACAACUCCCUAUUCCUCAACUACCACCGGAACCCGUUGCCCGAGUUCCUCGCCAGGGGGCUCUGCAUCACGCUUAGCACAGACGACCCGUUGCAAUUCCACUUUACUAAGGAACCGUUAAUGGAGGAGUACAGUAUCGCGGCUCAAGUGUGGAAGCUCAGCUCAUGUGAUAUGUGCGAGCUGGCGCGCAAUUCUGUGCUCAUGUCAGGAUUCCCGCACGAGAUGAAGCAAUAUUGGCUUGGGCCAAACUACGUGAAGGAAGGUGUGGCCGGUAACGAUAUCACGCGAACUAACGUGCCCGACAUACGUAUCUCAUUCAGAUACGAGGCUCUGCUCGAUGAACUAACCAACAUAUUCAAGGCUCGACACGCGCCCGCUGUGACGCCGACGCCAGCGUCGCAGACUCCGCCUCCGCCCAACUUCUCCGCGCCCAUCGUCAGCUUGAAACGCCCUUCCCUUGUGUGACCUUAGAUUAAGUAUAUAUGUAUUACUUAGAUAUUAUAAUCACAGGAUUUACAUUAAAUAUUAGUAAUAUAAUAUAAAAUUUUCAAAGGAAUAUAUAUCGACACUGGAAAGGUGUACAAAUUGCAUUAAUUGUCACUUUAUAUUGAGUUUUUAAAUAAAUUGAGAGAAAGAGAGAGACGAUAUUGAGAAAUUAAUAGAUACAUUUUAUUUCUGCGUCAAAUACAAUAUUUAAUAUAUUAAUCAAUGCAAGCUAGUGGCGAUAUAGUCGAGUCACAAAAUUAUCUUAUUACAGAAAUUUUUUAAUUUACACUCCACAACUUGGUUGUUAUUUAUUUUUAAACGACUUCAAAAAGAAGGACGUACUCAAUUUAAUAUAUUUUGUUUUUAUAUUUAUCACCUCAUAACUCCGUUAACUCUAAACCGAUUUGGAUUUUUUUAUCUGCAAUUAUAUACUUAUUGGGUCUUAAAUUUUAUAAAAAUCGGUUCAGUAAUUAUUAAAAUAAAAAAAUUACUUUAUUACAAUUGAAGUGUUUUUUUUUGUAGGACACAAUCUUUGAUUAUUUAUUUAUAUAAAAUAUGUCAACAAUAAUAAAAUUUAUUUUUUUCACUGUAUUAUAUAUUUACUAUGAGUAAGUAUUAUUUAUCACUUAUUAUAUAUUAUCCACAAACGAUAUACAAACAAUUUAAAUUAAUAAAGGUUAUAGUACAAAUUACACCAAAGAUCUGGAGCUAACAUAACUACAUAUAGUAAAUUACCCAAAAAGCAUUAGGUAUUUUCCUUUUUUAUACUGUCUAUUAACAUAUUAUAAGAAUAAUAUGUUUUUACCUCGGCUUGAUUAUUAAAAAUAUGAAUUUUAUUACUUCUGUAAUACCAUUACAUUCUAUAUUUCUAUUUCUCUUUGAUUUUUUAACCUGAAUUUAUUUGUUUUGUAUAAAAGAGUAUUUAUUCUAUUCAAAUUUGUUCGUUUGAAUCGAAGCAUUUGGCGUUCCAUUGUUUCUGCCUACCCUAAUGGGAGACAGGCGUGACAGAUAUGUAUGUAUGUAUGUAAAUUUGUUCGUUCAUAUUUAGAAACGUUUAUAUAUCUACAUUAAAAUUAUCUGUUCUUCUUAUCAUUAUAUGAUUAUAUAAUUUUUUCAUGUUUUAUGUUUAAAAGCAAGUCAAGAUAUAUUUUGUUUUUGGUAAUUGUUUAAUUUUUAAAAAUUGAAGUGAAAUUAUAUUAUAUUAUUGUUUAAACAAC
Galleria mellonella (greater wax moth) is the source of this 3973-nucleotide messenger RNA. RefSeq names its product AMP deaminase 2. Gene Ontology annotation, cellular component: cytosol. Gene Ontology annotation, molecular function: AMP deaminase activity. The transcript has 18 exons. Gene Ontology annotation, biological process: AMP metabolic process; IMP salvage. Bases 378 to 2735 code for a protein of 785 amino acids. NCBI's taxonomy places the organism in Eukaryota, Metazoa, Arthropoda, Insecta, Lepidoptera, Pyralidae. The record is from RefSeq and is a predicted model, not a curated record.